AUGCAAAAGCGAGGUCCAUCCGUCGGGCCUAUUAUAACUCGGGUGCGUCAUUUGCAACCAUUGGUCGGUCACGUUCUCACUAAUGAAUAUAUAAAGCACCAUCUUACGUCGAUUCAUUCAGACAGGGCUGUGAAGGAAGAAAUCACAGCUGGAGACAGCAUGAGGUUUCUUAUAAUAUUGGCUGCGGCCCUUGCAGUGGCAAGGGCGGGAUCAUACGGUGGGGGACACGGAUACGGAGGAGGAGGCCGGUGGCACGGGGGCUUCAAUGCCCAUCAAUAUGACGUUCCUGUAGGGGCAAACUUCGGUGGCAUCGGAGGGUCAAUUGGUUAUAGAGGCGGUGCUGUAGGAGGUGGUGCCGGUCUCGGCAUGGUUGGCGGAGGGUUUAAUGCCCACCAAUUUGAUGUUCCUGUCGGGACGGCAAGCAUCGGAUAUGAUACAGGCUUCGGUGGCGUCGGCCUAGGUGCAGGAAGUCUAACCACAGGUGGUGCAGCAGGCAUUUACGAUACAGCGAUUGGCGGAGAUGUCUACGUGGACGAUGGAUAUGCUGGUGGUUUCGACGGAGGCUAUGUGGGCGGGGGCCUUACCAAUGCAAGAAUUGUAGAUACCGACUUAGGUUUCGUUGAUUACGAUGGACAAUUUGACGAUGUUCAGUAUGGAGGAAUUGACUAUGGAUAUGACUACGGUGGCGCUUCCUUAGGACCUGGCGCCGCCGUCACAGUGCUUACCAACAGACGCCGUGGACCUUUUGGUUCUUUUCUUGACCGUUUAACGGGACCUAGAUUCGAACUCGAGCAAGGAUACGUUAUUGGGCCAGGUGGAUAUAAUGGUGGAAUUGGAUAUGGUGGAGUUGGAGGUGACAUUGGGUUUGGAGCAGCAGGAUUUGGUGGUGUCAACGCUGGUUACUAUGAUGAUGAUUACUUCGUAGGUGGUGGUGGACUCGUCCCAGUAAGUCCACCCAUUCCUAUUGGAGGAGUGGGUGGUGGUGUUUAUCCGGUCGGCGCUGGGGGUAUUGGCGGAGUGACUGGUGGUGUUUAUCCGGUCGGCGCUGCGGGUUUUGGCGGUGGGAUUGUCGCCGGUGGCUAUCCUGUACCAGUUGGUGGAGGCUAUCCUGUGUACGGUGGCGGCCCCGGCGUUGCUGCUGGUAACCUCGUUGGCGGUGCCGUCAAUGCAGUGGGUAAUGUGGCAGCCGGUACUGCUAAUGUUGUUGGGGGUCUCGCAAACACUGCUCUCGGCGCUGCCGGAAGUUUUGCAACUGGUGCAGUACAAGGUGUACAACAAGGAGUCAAUGCACUUGGAAGAAAAUAAGAUGGCGACCUGACACGUGAACCAAACUCACGGAAAAAAACGACCUGGACCGAUAUUCGACUUUUCUCCGAUGAAUUUUCCCUUUUCCUAUUAUACUUCCAUCUGUGAUUACGGGCAGUCAACACCUAAUAAACCUUUUCUUUUUUAAAA
Magallana angulata is the source of this 1455-nucleotide messenger RNA. RefSeq lists its product as uncharacterized. Bases 1 to 1305 code for a protein of 434 amino acids. The record is from RefSeq and is a predicted model, not a curated record. NCBI's taxonomy places the organism in Eukaryota, Metazoa, Mollusca, Bivalvia, Ostreida, Ostreidae. The transcript is spliced from 8 exons.